GGUGAGGAGGAGCGAGAGGCGGUGAGGAAGUGCGUCCUCCCCGGACUCCAACCGGCGACCAUCCAGCUCCUGUCAGCUGGAGGAGAUAAAGGAGCGGCGGUCCGGCUGUCAACCACCCGUCAGAAGGCCGGUGCGGCGCGGUCACAUUUACGGGGAGAAACGUGGAAGAAAAAGCGGAUUAAAUUUAAAAAAAAUAAAAUAAAAAAAAGAAGAGAGAAAGAAAGAAAGAAGGUGAAAGAGAAAGAGAAAAUGAACGCGACGGAGCUCACGGCCCCGCCGGCGGAGUACGACUUCGAGCGGCACUUCGACGAAAUACGAGCCUUUGAAUGGAUGCAGGAGAACUGGAACAAGGCCUUCAUGUUCUGCGGCCUGUACGCCGCGCUGGUGUUCGGCGGGCAGCACUUCAUGAGGGAGCGGCCCAAGCUCAACCUGCGGCGCCCCCUGGUGCUGUGGUCGCUCAGCCUCGCCAUCUUCAGCAUCAUCGGAGCCCUGAGGACGGGAUCGUACAUGCUGCACAUCCUCACGAGCAGCGGCUUCAGGCAGUCGGUGUGUGACAACAGCUUCUACAGCGCCCCCGUCAGCAAGUUCUGGGCCUACGCCUUCGUUCUCAGCAAGGCCCCCGAGCUGGGCGACACGAUGUUCAUCAUCCUCCGGAAGCAGCGCCUCAUCUUCCUGCACUGGUACCACCACAUCACCGUGCUGAUCUACUCCUGGUACUCCUACAAGGACCAGGUGGCGGGCGGCGGCUGGUUCAUGACCAUGAACUACGUGGUUCACUCGCUCAUGUACACAUACUACGCGGCCCGGGCGGCCGGCCUGCGGGUGCCCCGUCCCUGCGCCAUGAUCAUCACGGCCACCCAGAUCCUGCAGAUGGUGAUGGGCCUGGCGGUCCUGGGCCUGGUGUACCGCUGGAUGCACGAGGUGCGCUGCCCGUCCUACGUGGACAACAUCGCAUGGGGCUCCCUCAUGUACCUCAGCUACCUGGUCCUCUUCGCCGUGUUCUUCUACAGGUCCUACCUCGGAGGCUCCUCCUCCGGGGACAAAGGGGCCAAGGCAGAGUAGCGGUGCGUCCGGUGACGGUGAAGCGUGCCAUAGGUAGAGCCACAACCAGCUCACGGGUUGGCGCUCCGACCUUAUUUUCACUUGACUUAAUUUUUUUACAGGCGUCUGUAGCUCGACAUGGUGACACGUUUACAGAUUCAGAGCAACGGGCGGACUCGCUAGCUCUGUUUGGAGCUCAUUUAAAUAUUUAAAGGCACAGUGCGGACCGGUUCAGACUCGCUAGCUCUGUUUGGAGCUCAUUUAAAUAUUUAAAGGCACAGGGCAGACUGGUCUGGAGCUCAUUUAAAUAUUUAAAGGCACAGGGCGUACCGGUUCAGACUCGCUAGCUCUGUUUGGAGCUCAUUUAAAUAUUUAAAGGCACAGUGCGGACCGGUUCAGACUCGCUAGCUCUGUUUGGAGCUCAUUUAAAUAUUUAAAGGCACAGUGUGGAGCGGUUCGGGGGAUCUAUCAGCAGAAACGGAAGAUAACGUUCAUAAAUGUGUUUUCAUUAGUGUAUAAUCACCGGAAUCGAAGAAUAGUUUUUUCGUUAUUUUAGGAUGAACACAUCGGGCUCGGGAGGCGGAGUCCACCGUGUUGCACCUCCAUGUUUUUUCCUACGGUAGCCCAGAACGGACAAACUAAUCUCUGACUUUGAUCAUUUGCCAUUUGAUGAUUCAGUUGGUUGCAAUCUGCAAACAAACCACUAGGUGCCACAGAACCCGACACACUGUGCCUUUAAGAAGAUGAAUUGGGGAAUAACGUCGUCCUUGCCGCACUUAUAUUAUCGCCUUGUGACUCUUGACCAGUAAAAAAAAAAAAAAUACGUAUGAGGGCCAAAUGUUUGUUUGUCGUAACCAAAAAGUGAUCAUGCUAAAAAGCUCUGAUUUAAUGGACUUUAUAAUUUUUUUAAGGUACAGUUCAACAUGUUGCGUUGUUAGCUUAGCAUAAAGUCGUGAAGUGGGAGGUUUUAUGCUUAAGUGGAAACAAACAAAAAAACUUUAAAAGAACUUAAAUAUUUGACCUGUAAUUAAUGGAAAUAAUGAGUAAAAACGAUAACUGAUGGUACGUUAUAACGAUAUCGCGAUGUGUUCAAAUGUAAUCUUGUCAAAUUUAGUUUUUUGGGCGAUUAGAUCAUCUGAGAUUUCUAAUAAUUUAUUAAAAACUAAAGUACAUGAGAUUAAUUGUUUAGUUUUAGUUUUUUUACUCUUGUAUCAAGAAUCAUGUCAUUUCACUCCUAAAGUUCUGGUAUCGUGACAUCAGUACAGAGACGAUGGUACCAGAGCUGUUGCAACAACAACAACAACAACAACAAGGCUUCAGAAAGCUGAAACUCCCCUAGAAUCAAAAACUGUCUUUUUAAUUUUUUCUGUUCACGUGCGAAUAAAACAAACAAGAUAAAACGUGUUAAUUAACGAGCGGCGCUAGCUGUUCCCCUCCACUUCCUGUCUUUAUGCUAAGCUAAGCUAACAACGCUCAGAAUUACCCAAAAUGUUGAACUCUCCUCUUUAUUAAGAAAAGGGAACAAAGACUUCAUAAUGCACUGAAUGAAAGAAGGGUGUUUUCUAAUGUUUAGACACACACACACUCACACACACACUCACACACACACACUCACACACUCACACACACACACACACACACACACACUAUACGUGGCAUUUUAAACGUGUGGGUCUGAAACCUGCUCAUGAACUACACACUCUCUGUCUUUCCGUCUUUGGCGUCGGCCGACGCACACUGUUUUCCAAACGAGGAACACUUGACGAUCGAUCGGUCACGUUCUCCACGUGCGCUCUCGCCACACGUGCACUUUGACAUCCGAUCCGAACACAUUCCUCGGCCGUCCAGAAGAAGAAGAAAAAACACCGGUUGCGUAAUACGUUGUUUAGAGUAUCAAGUCCUCCUGCCGCUCGUCCUUUCUGUUUCUUUUGUUUAAAACAACAACAACAACAACAACAACAACAACAAGAUGUUUACAAUCUGUGCACACGUUGCCUUCUGCAGCUCACCUGAGAACUUACCCCCCCCCCCCCCCCCAUGUGCGUUCGUGUCUGGAUCUGUUUUAUGAACCUCUGAGGAACCCCACAUCAGCUCUUAUCGUAGUACUUAUCGUAGUACUUAUCGUAGUACUUAUCGUAGUACUUAUCGUAGUACUUAUCGUAGUACUUGUACUGCAGAUAGACUUCAGUCGGUUAUCUAAUAACCUGUUCUAGAAUUCUCGGUCAGCGUUUGAAGCACAAGAGGUUUAUUUUAUUUUGUCUAACAGACUUUGAGAUAAAAGAAAAGGUAAAAAAAUAUAUAUAAACUACGCUUCCAAUCUUAAAGAGUUGAGAAGUUAAUUAAAGUCUAAGUGAACACAAAUGUGAGUUCAUGUUGAUUAAAAUGUACGAUAACUUCAUUUUACCACUAAAGUAAUGGCACGUUUCCUUUCUGGAGGAAAACCGGUGAAGAUGUUUAAAUCUGGAAGUCACUGGUAGUGGGGAAGGAUUUAUGAGGAUGUUAAGUAUCCAGUAUUUCACCAGGGAUAUAUAUAUCUAUAUAUAUAUAUAUAUUAGUUAAAGUUUGGGAGCUUUAACGUCAUCCUCCUGUACUUGUACACUUCUGUUCGUCCUCUUUUUUCCUUGUGUGCUGUAAUCCAGAUUAUCAUCCCCCAUCAACACGGAUCUAUAAUAAAACGUUAAACGGGGCCACACCCACUGAGCUGCUAACGACGACGUGUUUGUACAUAAUGAGAAUCUAUUUAUUUUCUAUACGUAUUCCUCCAGCAGAUCUGAGGUUCAUUCCUCUUUUAUUGGGGUUGUUUCUCUCCGUCCACAUGUUUGGUCGGUCUGGUGAAACUGUAUGGAAGCCCAUUGGUGUGUAAAAACUAAAAAUAAGAUGAAAGUUUGGUGUGAGAGUAAGAAAUAUCCCCACGGUAACUCAUAGUUAUGAGAUACAAAGUCACAAUUAUGAGAUACAAAGUCAUAGUUAUGAGAUACAAAGUCACAAUUAUGAGAUACAAAGUCACAGUUAUGAGAUACAAAGUCACAAUUAUGAGAUACAAAGUCACAGUUAUGAGAUACAAAGUCACAAUUAUGAGAUACAAAGUCACAGUUAUGAGUUACAAAGUGAUAAAAGGCGCCGUUGAAGCACACUCAAAUUGACUUUCUAUCUCAUAAUUUUGACUUUCUAUUUCAUAAAUAUGACUUUCUAUCUCGUACAUAUGACUUCUAUGUAUUAGUUGACUUGUUGUUGAACACAUGACGUUCUGCCGCUUGGUGGGAGGAGCCGACGUUCACGAGCUGCCAGAGCGCCUUUAAAUAAAGAAAAGGGACUUUUUGUUUUAUUGGACCUCAGUUUGUGGCGUUGGGAUAUUUUCACCACUUUUAAAUCUAUAAGUAUUCAUUUAUUCCGGCCUCAAACGCACCUUUUUGAGUGUGACGUGAUUCAUCUUCACCGCCAACAGGAAGUACUUGAGUCCUUCUGUGCUACUCAACAUGUAGUCUUACUGUGAAGCAGCCGCGGGAUCAAGCGGGUCAGACCUCGUUGGAAAACCUUUUUUUUUAAAAUUGUUGUGCCAAAACGAUGUUUUUAAUUUCUUUUGUGGAAUCGAAGUGACGUGUUCUGUGAAUUCAGAGUCGGCGGCUCUCGAAGGAGAAGAACGACAGUUCAAAGGGCUUGAGUGUUGUUUCAAUAAAUACGUCACAAUAAUGGUUUUAAAA
This is a messenger RNA of Cyclopterus lumpus (lumpfish), 4742 nucleotides long. RefSeq names its product elongation of very long chain fatty acids protein 6-like. The record is from RefSeq and is a predicted model, not a curated record. The transcript has 4 exons. Gene Ontology annotation, molecular function: fatty acid elongase activity. The coding region runs from base 250 to 1062 and encodes 270 amino acids. Gene Ontology annotation, cellular component: endoplasmic reticulum membrane; endoplasmic reticulum. Gene Ontology annotation, biological process: fatty acid elongation, saturated fatty acid; sphingolipid biosynthetic process; fatty acid elongation, monounsaturated fatty acid. Lineage: Eukaryota; Metazoa; Chordata; Actinopteri; Perciformes; Cyclopteridae.